AUGCUGGCUCGAACCGGUUCCUCCGCAUGGGCGGCUCUCGUUGCCGCCCUCCUGCUCGCCUCCUCGAGCGAAAGCGUCCGGGCGUCUCCUAUCCAUCUCGAGCCGCGAAACAACAACAAGCAGCCGGCCUUCUACGGAGCAGCCUCGCAGGGCAACUCGCCUGAAUACAGCGUCAAGGGCAAGCACGGUGCCGUCUCGUCCGAGGUCGACAUCUGCUCCAACAUCGGCGCCGAGCUUCUGCAGCAAGGCGGGUCCGCCGUCGACUCGAUCAUCGGCACCGCUCUCUGCGUAGGAUCCAUCGCCUCCUACCACUCGGGUCUGGGAGGCGGUGGGCACGCCUUGCUCCGCUUCCCCGUCUCGCAGGAUGCCAGCGCCAACCAGAAACGCAGCAACGACAACGACGCGCACUCGCAAACGGCCAGCUACAUUCACAUUGACUUCCGAGAGGUCUUCCCCGCUGCCGCUUACGAGACCAUGUACCAGGAUGCGCCCGUCAAGAACGCCUCGCUGUAUGGAGGUCUGGCUGUGGGUGUUCCUGGCGAGCCCAAGGCCUGGUGGGAUCUCCACCAGAAGUACGGCCAGCUCCCGUGGGCAAAGGUGUUCAAACCUGCCAUCGAGCUCAACAGGCGCGGAUUCAAGGUCACCACCGAGCUGGCCAAGGCGUUGAACGUGACCCAGUAUCCGUUUUUGUGCAGCGAUAAGCGCUGGAGCCAGUUCUACUGUCCCAAUGGCAAGAUCGCUCAGCUGGGCGAUACCAUCAAGAAGGAGCGUCUCGCAAAGACAUUCGAAUUGCUUGCUCACAAGGGCAUUGACCCCUUCUACUAUGGCGGGAUUGCUAGCGAUAUCGUCGACACCAUUGCCGACAACAAGGUGCUCAAAGGCAUCAUGACCAGGCAGGAUCUCGCCGACUACGAGGUCAAGUUCCGCCAGCCGCACAAUGUCUCGCUGCGCGACGGCAAGUAUCGAAUCUACGGCACCGUUGCGCCUUCGUCCGGCAGCGUGGUCCUCUCGACCCUGCAGACCGUCGACCAGUUCCGUGCCGAUGGCCAGGAGGAUCUCGCCAACGUCAACGUCUCUACGCACCGCUUUAUCGAGGCCAACAAGUUCUCGUACGGCCAACGCACCAACUACGGCGACCCGGCCUUUGUCAAGAAUGUUUCGCGUCUCGAGAGCGAGUAUCUGGAACUUUCCACCAGCAAGGCCAACAAGGCCAAGAUCAACGACUCGCGCACCUUUGACACCGCCUACUACAUCCCCAGCAACAAGGACACAGAGGUGCUGACGGAUCACGGAACCUCGGCCAUCACGGUGGUUGAUGCCGACGGCAUGGCCAUCUCGCUGACCACCACCAUCAACACGUUCUGGGGAUCGCAGCUCAUGACCAAGCACGGCUUCCCGCUCAACAACGAGCUCGACGAUGCGUCUACGCCCGGAUUGACAAACUUCUUUGGCUACCUGCCGACGCCGGCCAACUACAUUGCUCCAGGGAAGCGACCCUUGUCGUCGAUCUCGGCCGUGAUAGCCGAAGAUACGAGCACGGGAGAGCUCAAGCUCAGCCUCAGCUCUGCUGGUGGCUCGAGGAUCAUCACUGCCGUCACGCAGGUUGCUUACGAUGUGCUGUUCAAAGGCCAAGAUGCCCAGACUGCGCUGGCGGAGCCCAGGUGGCACGACCAGCUCAGUCCCAACGUGACAUCGCUCGAGAGCCGUGCUCCGCAGGUCCCGGGCUUUGUCGGUUUCAGCAACCAGACUGCCGCCUUCCUGGCGAGUGUGGGCCACAAUGUCUCAUGGACCCCAAUUGGUAGCUCGACGGCCCAGGCGGUCGAGAGGUUCGACGAUGGCGUGCUGUUGGCUGCGACCGAGGUGCGCCAACUUGCUGCCAAGGGUGCUGCGUUUUGA
Molecule: messenger RNA, 1896 nt
Organism: Sporisorium graminicola
Lineage: Eukaryota; Fungi; Basidiomycota; Ustilaginomycetes; Ustilaginales; Ustilaginaceae
Exons: 1
Coding region: 1-1896 (631 amino acids)
Biological process (GO): glutathione catabolic process
Cellular component (GO): plasma membrane
Molecular function (GO): glutathione gamma-glutamate hydrolase
Source: RefSeq, a predicted model, not a curated record